AUGGAGGAAGAGGCGGCCGUCGGGGUUGCCGGUCCGUCUCACAAUGGGCUACGAAGACGCAUCGCUCGAGGCAAACGAACUACAGGGGUCACCGGCGAGGCUAGCUGGGCUAGCAGCGUGAUCAAUCUUGUCAAUACGAUCAUCGGAGCCGGUGUUUUGGCGAUGCCACUCGCCAUGUCGCAUUUCGGAAUCGUGCUGGGCAUCUUCAUCAUUCUGUGGUCCGGCGCUACUGCAGGAUUUGGCCUGUACCUUCAAUCUCGAUGCGCGCAAUAUCUUGACCGAGGCAACGCCUCAUUCUUUGCGCUGUCGCAACUUACAUACCCAAACGCUGCCGUCGUGUUUGAUGCCGCUAUUGCAAUCAAAUGCUUCGGUGUCGGUGUGAGCUAUCUCAUCAUCAUCGGUGACCUCAUGCCUGGGGUGGUCCUAGGAUUCGUGGGAGGCGACCCGUCCUAUGACUUCCUCGUUGAUCGACAUUUCUGGGUCACUGCUUUCAUGUAUGUUGAUAAACGAGGUCUUGCUUUUCAUCUGGAACUUUUACUGACUACGCUGUCGAACAGGUUAAUCGUAAUUCCUCUCUCUUACCUGCGCCGAUUGGACUCGUUGAAGUACACCAGCAUUGCCGCGCUUGUGUCAAUGGCAUACCUUGUUGUCCUGGUUGUCUACCACUUCAUCAAGGGAGACACAAUUGCCGACCGAGGUCCAAUUCGUAUGUUCUCUAUUCUAAACGAAAUCGCGAACAACAGCCAUUUCCGGACUACCAGUGUUGUUCUCGCGAGUACGGGUAGUGCUGCUGCCACCUAUAUCCUAGUCGCCAUCACGGGCUACCUCUCGUUCGGUAACAAUGUCGGGGGCAAUAUCGUUGGAAUGUACCCCCCUGGUGUUUAUGCCACCAUCGGACGAGCGGCGAUUGUCAUGCUCGUCGUCUUCUCCUACCCAUUGCAAUGCCACCCAUGCCGAGCUUCAGUUGAUGCAGUGCUGAAGUGGCGACCUAAGCCCAAAACCACUGGUGCAGAGGGUUCACCUCACCGCCACCCGCUGUUGGGACCUCGCGGUACCCGCACACCAGAACCGAUGAGCGAUCUUCGCUUCUCCAUAAUCACGACUACGAUUCUCAUUCUGAGCUACCUGGUUGCCAUGACUGUUUCGUCCCUCGAAGCUGUUCUGGCUUAUGUCGGCAGCACUGGUAGCACGAGCAUUAGCUUUAUUCUACCAGGCUUGUUCUACUACAAGAUCUCAGCAUCAGACUCACCUGCCCGCCGAGGCCUUCUCAAAGAGGAUGAUGAGGCUGCGGAUGAGAUAUCCGAUGAGGACGAAGACGUCGAAGAUGAUGGAGAGGGCUCUUUGGCUCGAUCUUUGACCGAAAGUGGUCUCCUACGCCGCCACGCCCACCAUUGGCGCAAAUCCCUGCUACGUCGCCUUAGCUUGGCCCUCGCUGGCUACGGCGUCGUGGUCAUGGUGGUGUGUCUGAUUACGAACACAUUUUUCAUUGCCUCCCACUGA
Messenger RNA from Penicillium verhagenii, 1500 nucleotides. RefSeq lists its product as uncharacterized. Gene Ontology annotation, cellular component: fungal-type vacuole membrane. Gene Ontology annotation, molecular function: L-arginine transmembrane transporter activity; L-lysine transmembrane transporter activity; L-serine transmembrane transporter activity. The transcript is spliced from 4 exons. The record is from RefSeq and is a predicted model, not a curated record. Lineage: Eukaryota; Fungi; Ascomycota; Eurotiomycetes; Eurotiales; Aspergillaceae. Bases 1 to 1500 code for a protein of 499 amino acids. Gene Ontology annotation, biological process: amino acid transmembrane transport.